AUGGGAUCGUGUGUACCUGUAGUGGAUCUGGAUGGUAUUAGUAAUGAAAAGGAGUUAUUGGAGAUUGUUAAGCGUACAUUAUUGGCCUAUGACACUUUUUUACUCAGGAACUAUGCAAACUAUGAUACAUUAAGGGACUGGGUUGAACAGUUGACAGAGAUUCAGCCUGAAAAAGAGGUGGGUUUUGAUGGCACAUUUACUGGUGUGUUCUACGAUAAAGGUUUUGCAAAGGAGCAGUACAUUUGUGAUUCAGGAUCUAAUUGGGUAGCGUCAGCGCGCUGCGAUAAUGAAUUACUUGCCAGAAUUAGAUCACGGUUGAAAAAGCUUUCACUAUAUUUUGCUGAAUUAUGUCUCGAUGCCGUUAGUUUAGAGAAAAAGUGCACAAUUGGUGAAAACGACUGCUGUACUGUUAUGACUCGCUACUACACAGCUAGUGGAUCUGCAGUAUUGCCGAAUUUGACAUUUGACUACUUAAGAGAAUACGAGCUUUAUCAGCCAUCUGGGCUUCUAGCUCUGUUUCCUGUAGCCAGUGGCAUCCAAUACCUACGACAUGAUUCCUGGAAUACCAUUGAGGACGAGGAUUGUCUAUUAAUACAUACCGGUGACCUGCUUGCGAGGCUGUCCAAAGGAGCUCAUACAUCGUCCCCUAUCAGGAUAGUCAAGGACUCGAAGAUGGUGAGGCUUGAAAUAUCACCUUCAUUGGGAUAUAUAAAUGAAUCUGGAGUGCGACAGCUUGAGGUGUUGCUGGACCAGCAAAUAUCUGCAUUCCCUGAAGUCGCAGAAAAAUUUCGUCCAGCUGAGACAGGCAGGUUGAAGUUAAAAGAGACAGUGAAAUUCCUAAAGACGCUAUAUCGUAUCACUAUAUCUGUUCUCACUCUGCAUAAAAUGAAUCACCCUUCAGUACAUUUUGUGGAACUUGACCUCGUUCUGCCGCAGAUUAGCAACAUGGCUAAGCGGAAGGUGACGGAAAUGGACUUACUGAAGAUAACCUCCAUCUGGGAAUUGGCGUACGUGAUCAGACGUAAUGCUGAAGGUGUGCUAGAAGUAGAGAUCAAGCCAUCAUUGCUGCAGAAGGGCAAGGAGAUGGCAGUUCAUUUUAAUAAAGUCAUCGAUAAGUGGUUAGAUGGCAGGUUGCAAUCUCAAGACGAACAGUCUCAAUUAGACAUAUCCAUUGAGCGUCCACUCCAUGAUAUAGCUAAUAGACGUGAAGAUGCUAUUCGAGUACGUUCUAAGAGCUCAUUUAGUCAUACUGCCAUUUCAUUGAAAGGCGUUUCAAAGAGACCUGCUAAAACUGAGCCCAAUACAAAACAAUUGCUUGACAGAAUUAGAACUAAGGAAAGAAAAGCAGCGGAACUUCUGAAUGCUAGGGAAUUGGAAUGGAAGAAAUACUUAAAGGUAAAAAUGAAACAGAUUUUUCGCAUUUUGGUGGCACUAGAGCCAAAGAAACCAUAUACCUUAACUUACCUGACCUCUUUAAUUGUGGAUUCCUUGUUAGAUUCUAGUAAUCCCAUAGGAACUAAAGAGGUUGAGACUAUUAUAGACCAGUUGCAGGUUAUAUUAAGUGAUGUGAUGAUCGUUUUGAAUAUGAAUGGUGGUUUAAAAGUGUAUAAGUGGAAUCGAUUGCAUAAUGAGGAGCUGCGUAAACGUUUAGAGGAUUAA
Molecule: messenger RNA, 1659 nt
Organism: Eremothecium sinecaudum
Lineage: Eukaryota; Fungi; Ascomycota; Saccharomycetes; Saccharomycetales; Saccharomycetaceae
Gene: TAH11
Product: Tah11p
Exons: 1
Coding region: 1-1659 (552 amino acids)
Source: RefSeq, a predicted model, not a curated record